Fusarium vanettenii 77-13-4 is the source of this 960-nucleotide messenger RNA. RefSeq lists its product as uncharacterized. Bases 1 to 960 code for a protein of 319 amino acids. NCBI's taxonomy places the organism in Eukaryota, Fungi, Ascomycota, Sordariomycetes, Hypocreales, Nectriaceae. The record is from RefSeq and is a predicted model, not a curated record. The transcript has 6 exons.
AUGGACUCAGCUCCUCUUCUCCAAGGCGCCAACGGGCUUCCAGGCCCUGGCGUGAUGCAAGACCACCCCGCCUUCCUCCGAGCAUGUCAUUCGCCCUGGCGGUUCAUUCCCCAAAACGUUCUCGUCAUCCUCCGAGGCCUGGUCCUGGCAGCUCUGCUUGCCAUGGGCAUUAUCAUCCUCAACUACGAGAUCAAUGAACCGAGCGAGUUCUCUGACUGGCGGAUCGUGUUCGACUUUGCCAACAUCAGCUUCUUCUUUACCUUUCUGUACCAACUGAUCGCCUUUUCAUGGACCUUCACCCACCUGUACUAUCCCCACUCUCACCACAUCGAUGGUUUCGAGGGCAUCGUCAUCCGAGCCAUGUCGCUGCCGAGGCACAUGUCCAGCCUCCGGAAGCAAUUCUACUUUACCAUGUUUUACACUACGGCAGUGGUCUUUUCCUUCGCGAGCUCGGUCAUCUACUUCUUCAUCACCCGCCAGCAUGAUGACGAUGAUGCCGCUGGUGAACCCCAGCCUCCCAAUCCUCCAAACGGCACUAUGAUCUGGGCAGGCUCCGUGAGGGCUGCCCCGGAGGCACCAUUGAGCGACAUCUUUGAUGAUGGAUCACUUCGCGCCUUUGUCAUCCUGGCCCUGUUCGUGAUCGCACCCAUCAUCAAUGUGAUCGAGAUCCUUUGGCUCAACAGCAUUCGACGUCCAUAUGCGAUUGGACUUCAUCUGCUCGGUCUCAUGGUCAAUGCGGCUAUCUACCUGGGAUGGGCAGCCUUUGGCCAUCUCGUCACCAACUGGUAUGCCUUCUUCUGGCUCGACAAGGGAGAGGUUGGCUCGGAUCAGGCAGUGACUCUGUACUCCAUUGGGUUUGUGUUCUUGGCUCCUAUCAGUAAGUUUGGUCGGCAUUCGAGAAAGCCUGACACGAUCGCUGUCCGAGGCUCGUGCCAUCGCCGCUGCGCAGGAGGCGCUUGA